Molecule: messenger RNA, 8880 nt
Organism: Acinonyx jubatus (cheetah)
Lineage: Eukaryota; Metazoa; Chordata; Mammalia; Carnivora; Felidae
Gene: KYAT3
Product: kynurenine aminotransferase 3
Exons: 14
Coding region: 3202-4587 (461 amino acids)
Biological process (GO): biosynthetic process
Cellular component (GO): cytoplasm; mitochondrion
Molecular function (GO): L-kynurenine:2-oxoglutarate transaminase activity; pyridoxal phosphate binding
Source: RefSeq, a predicted model, not a curated record
UUAAGGAAUCUACUCCUGAAAUCAUUGUUGGACCAGAUGCUAACUUGGGUGUAAAAUAAGCAAUAGAUAAAUUAAAAAAAAAAAAAGACUGCAUCAGGUUGAAGAGUAUGUAGAUUGAGGAAAAGGAGACAACUAAUCUGUCUUUUUAAAAGUUUUGCUCUUAAGAGAAAGUAACAGGAAGGUUUUGAUUUGAAGAGGAAAUGUACGAUAGGGAGGAGAAGGUAGAGUCAAGAGUUUAAUUCUUGGUUGGUGUUUUGUAUUUGCUGUUUUUUGUAACUGGAAGAGAUGUGAGCAAGGAAAGUUGCAUUUACAAGAGAAAGGGUAAUAAUCACUGGAGAAAGGUCUCUGUAGUGCUAGGAGUGAAUGAGAUCUAAGCCAUGGGAGGAAGAAUUAUCCUUUUGUGGGAGGAUGAGUUCCUGUAGUAUAGAAAGGAAGGAAAAAAGGAUUCUUUGGGCUUGGUGUUUUCUAUUUGGGUAAAUUGAGAUGGUAAAUCUGAUGGCUUCUAUUUUCUCUAUGAUAGGAAGCAAGGGCAUCUAUUUAGAACAAAGAGCUUUUAGGUUAGAGGAGUGUGGGAAAAAUUAAAAUCUGGACUGUAGGAGAGAAGUGUGGCCUGCCCUCUUAGGGUUUCCAGCUGGGCCUUAGAAUUAUACUGACAUAAGGCAGAUAGUAGGAGAAGCGUACAACGAAGCGGCCGAAACAACUGCUUUUAUACUAGGUUGAACGUGGAGAGGCAAUUGUGGGAAAGUAACUAAAAUAUUUAGGUAAGCUAAAGGAAGAUAAGGAUUAUUUUAACAAGGCCUCUCUUUACAAAAUUCGCUCAGCUUCAGUUUACCAUCUAAGAGUGUUCCUUUUCUCCUGUAUAGGGAGGGCACCUUUCACAUGGAAAUUUUAUCUCCUGUUUUCAGGAAGAAAAGGAAGGAUCAGAUUGCUCUUUUUGGCAUUUGCUAUUUUUCAAGUGCCUUUAGCUCAAAAUAAUUCUUAUUCCAAAGUGGCGUAUUUUGGGGUGGCAUAUCCUGCCAUCCUUCCCCUACAAAAUAGAGUAUAACGCUGCAGAGUGUUGGGGGUCAAUUCGAAGUUAAUGGCCAUGUAUUUAUGGUGAAACCACGCAUCCUGUAUGACCUUCCCCAGCUUGGGAAAACCAAACACUGUAGAUGAGUUGAUCCAGGGCUAGAGUGUUACAGACAGGUGAGAGGCUAGACAGGGUGGGGUAGGGCAUUGUCUAGAAGAUUGCUGAAGUGAUGAACUGGCAUCUAUAUUGGAAAAUAAAGGAAAGUGCAGGCUGAUUGGGAAAAGGAAAGGCAGCCUCCUAGAGAUCUUGAUAAUAUUGAAGAAUAGAAUAAUUAAUUGAAAGGAAAGAUAGUUUAUGGUCAAAGAGCAGAAUGUUUCAAUCAGUUAUUUUGCAAUUAGACCCGACUGAGGUAAUGGCAAGGUGUAGUGUAUGGUAGCAGGAGAGAGACUAAGGUGGAAUGGAGCAGAAGAGCAGUGGACAUGGGGAUGUCACCUGUUGGGUGGAUCAUCUCUGAAGCCAUUGAAAUUACCUGGGAUGGUCACAGUAUUGAGUUGAGAAUACUGUGUGCGUACUGACAAAGUCCUUAAUAAGGACGGAGUUACCAGCAGGACAGAAGAUAAUGUCAGUGAGGCAGAUGAGGGAAGUAAUAGUCUGGCAGUGGUAAAAUGGAUGGCAAGAAAGAGUUAGGUGGGGCAUAUAUGAACAGAAGCCAACACUGAGGAACAUAGAAGUGGUAUGUUCAGGGAACGGUUAAGAUUUGUGUUAAAACAAGGGGAAUGCUCUGAGAACAUAAAGAUAUAUUGGAAUUUGCUGAUUAUGGUCCACCUGUUCUAAAAGACACAAUGGAAGGUUUGGAACGUGGAAGAGAAAUGGAGAACUGGGUCAGUUGCCCGCAAGUACAUUGUAUUAUGGAGGUAAUAUGCUGUUGAAGGUAGAUAGAGAGGAGGCGAGAUUUAGGCUUUGGGAUUUCCAGACGAAAACAGGUAGAUUGGGUGUCAACUUCCUAAGGAGAAUGGGCACUGAGGCCUGGUGGCCAGAGGAGAUUUCCCAAGAGCUGGAGUCUAAGCUCCACACGUGAUCAGUCAGUGACUUACCAGCACCUUCUGGAUUUACCUUCAAACCGAGGACUGAUGUAUUCACCUGUUUUGAAAAAUGAGGGAACUGACGUUCAGCAAGAGUCAGCAACUUCUCCAAGGAUAGAAAACUUUUUAAAAUAUCAGAAUAAGGACUUGAAUCCAGGUAUCCUGAUUCCUAGUACUGUCCCCGCACCCCCGCCCAGUUUUUCUCCAGAAGGUGGAACAGGUCUCUCUCAUUUGUCCACUUAGAAGAAAAUAUUUUGCUUAUACUUAGUCUAAAUACCUAAGGAAUUAGGCUGAACUGAAAUAAAUGAACAUUGAUUUGCUGGGGGGGAGAGGGGGGACCAACUAAAUUAUCCUAAAUCAAAUAGUUCCAUGAUACUCAAUAAAGAUUUUUUGAUAUUGUUCCCUUUGUUUGGUAAUACCUUUUCUUAAAACUAUCCAUGUUGCCUAAACUAGUUAAUAAUUUAUUCCUGAAUAGAACAGUUAAUGAUGCAAGAAUAAGCAUUCCUUAAUUUAAGGAAACCUGUUCUUCAACUUGAAAGACUUAAAACAUAAGGGGUAAUUAUUUACUUUACAAAAGGAAUCAAUAUUUCAUAAAAAGAUUCAUAAAUAGCCACUGAUAUCAUUAAUUUGUAAUGUGAUUUGAUGUAUUUAUUCAGUAAUUUAACAUUUUAUUUAUCAAGUGCAUACUAUUUGCCAGAGAAUGCAGUAGUAAACUAAAUACACCAGGCCCUGCACAUGAAGCAUCAAAUGAGUGAAUGAAUGACCAACCAAACAACAACAACAAAAGUGCUUUGCAGAAAAUUAAAAUAGGCUGAUGUGAUAGAAUGGCUGAGAGGCUGUUGUUGUUUUUUAAUUUUUUUAAUGUUUAUUAUUUAUUUUUGAGAGAGAGAGAGACAGAGACAGAGUGCAAGCAGGGGAGGGGCAGAGAGAGGAAGACACAGAACCUGAAGCAGGUUCCAGGCUCCAAGCUGUCAGCACAGAGCCGGAUGCAGGGCUUGAACUCUCAAACUGCGAGAUCAUGACCUGAGCCAAAGUCGGAUGUUUAACCAACUGAGCCACCCAGGCACCCCUAAGAGGCUGUUGUUUUAAGCUGAGAAAUUGCUGACAAGCAUGUUUUUGGCCCAGAGGAGACUUUGCUCCCUUGAAAGUAGAGCAAAAUUCCUGAAGACAAUUUAUUCUUCAAAAAUCCUCGGACUCCCUACUUCUGCUAAAAUGUCUUUGAAAAUCACCAAUGCAAAACGAAUUGAAGGCCUUGAUAGUAAUGUGUGGAUUGAAUUUACCAAGUUGGCUGCAGACCCCUCUGUUGUGAAUCUUGGCCAAGGCCUUCCAGAUAUAUCCCCUCCUGUAUAUGUAAAGGAAGAAUUAUCAAAGAUUGCAGCAAUCGAUAGCCUGAACCAGUAUACACGAGGCUUUGGUCAUCCAUCACUUGUGAAAGCUCUAUCCUGCUUAUAUGAAAAAAUUUAUCAAAAGCAAAUCAAUCCAAAUAAAGAAAUCCUUGUGACAGUAGGAGCAUAUGGAUCUCUUUUUAAUACCAUUCAAGGAUUAAUUGAUGAGGGAGAUGAAGUCAUAGUAAUAGUACCUUUCUAUGACUGCUAUGAGCCCAUGGUGAGAAUGGCUGGAGCAACACCUGUUUUUAUUCCCUUAAGACCUAAACCUGUCGAUGGGAAAAAAUGGUCUAGUUCUGACUGGACAUUGGAUCCUCAAGAACUGGCAAGUAAGUUUAACUCCAAAACCAAAGCGAUUAUACUGAAUACUCCACAUAACCCCAUUGGCAAGGUAUAUACCAAAGAAGAACUCCAAGUAAUUGCUGACCUUUGCAUCAAAUAUGACACACUCUGCAUCAGUGAUGAGGUUUAUGAAUGGCUUGUAUAUACUGGAAAUAAACAUGUAAAAAUAGCUACUUUUCCAGGUAUGUGGGAGAGAACAGUAACGAUAGGAAGUGCCGGAAAGACUUUCAGUGUAACUGGCUGGAAGCUUGGCUGGUCCAUUGGUCCUAAUCAUUUGAUAAAACAUUUACAGACAGUUCAACAAAACACUGUUUAUACUUGUGCUACACCUUUACAGGAAGCCUUGGCUCAAGCUUUUUGGAUUGACAUCAAGCGCAUGGAUGACCCAGAGUGUUACUUUAAUUCUUUGCCAAAAGAGUUAGAAGUAAAAAGAGAUCGGAUGAUACAUUUACUUGAAAGUCUUGGCCUAAAACCCAUAGUUCCUGAUGGGGGAUACUUCAUCAUUGCUGAUGUGUCUUUGCUAGAUGCAGACCUCUCUGAUAUGAAGGACAGCAAUGAACCUUAUGACUAUAAAUUUGUGAAAUGGAUGACUAAAAAUAAGAAACUGUCAGCCAUUCCAGUUUCUGCAUUCUGUAACACAGAGACCAAAUUACAGUUUGAGAAGUUUGUGCGAUUUUGCUUCAUUAAAAGACAAUCUCUAGACAAACUAUGGAAGACUUACUCAGAAGAGAAUAAAAAUGUUAACAACCUAAUGUCAACAUUUAAUUGACUGAAAUGUAGAAGAAGGGUAAGGCCAUUAAUAUUCUCAUCUUACAGUGGAUCUAGAAAUAGAGGCAUAUUAUUUGAAGUUAUAAAUAGAACUAAUAAAAGAAAAAAGUAACGGAAGACUUCCUGUUGUAAAAUCGUAAACACAGCCUUUCCCCAUUCUCUGCUUGGAAGUUAUUCAAAACAACUAGGAAAAUGGAAAACAGAUUCACAAAUUCCCCAGUAAGUGAAGAAGAGUUGCCAAAUCCAGUGAUUUGGUAGAGGGAAGACACCUAGAAAGUCUCUUGUGUCUACAUCUUCAAAUUAUAGACAGCCAGCAAGCAACCCACUCAUCAGAAGAAUAGGACAAUAAGUGCACUGGCAGAGGGAGCUUCUCCAGACUCAUGAAAGGCAGGACAGAAACAUACAGCUGUAUCAUCUAGAACCUAUGUGGGGCAGGGUGGAAAGGAGAUUCUAGUUGGGUUAUAGAUUUUCUCAUUCACUGCUGUCAUUUUUGCUAAAAGCCUUAUUGGGGAAAUGUAGAGGAAGAUAUAUUAAAUUCCAGGUAGCGACUUAAAUUAGCUGGGAGGAAAAAAAAGUAUCCUCCUCCCUCUCCACUGAAGUCCACAUCAGUCAUAUUAAACUUCACUGUGAGCCAGGGAGAAUUUCUCCUGUCUUCUAGUGUGGCUCUGUCUCCUCGCUUACACUGAGCUGCAGAUACAUCUUCAAAUCACAGAGUCAGUAGGUAGCAUAUUCAUUACCCAGAACAAUAGGAACCGUAGGUGUGCUAGCAGUGGGAGCUCACAAAGGUAAUUCAAUCAAAAAUGAGUAAUGAAAAGGAAUCCACUAUGAAUCUAUAAGAAGAUACUAUAAGGAAAAAAGGGGAAGGGUAGAAGGAAAAACAAGCAUCGGAAAGAGAAUAUUCAACCAGAAGAAUGUUGCUGUAGAGCAAAUAAAAAUCAGUAGCUCAAAUCCAAAACCUUUAAAUAGAUAAUAUAAGAAGAUGAAAUGGCAGUUUGUCAGAGCUCAGGUACAAAAUUGAAGGAGAAAAGGUAAUUGUAGUGACAUAGGAAACAGCACAGAGAACACUCAAUACUUCUGUAAGAUUAUUAAGGAUUGGGGAAAGUGAACAAGGAAGAGUGGAAAGGAUCAAAGAUUUUUUAAAAUAUUGGAAAAAUUAUGGAUGUGGAAGACAAGUGAAAUGUGUUGAAUCCCAUGGGAGGUGGAAACAAAUGAAACCUGAAAAGCAUUUUAUGGCUUUAUUUCGAGAAUGCUUUCUAUUUAAAAACAAAACAAAACAAAAAAAACCAGACAAAUCUAAUACUUGAAAGGGAAUGCCUUAUCUCAGGCAAAAUUGUCCCAGAACAAUUAACACUGAGAUACAUUGGACUUAAAAGAUAAAGAAACAAUCCUUUGGCAUCUAAACAAAAAGACCCUCGCCUUCUUGGGGGCAGGUAAAAGGAUCAGUGUGGACACACCUCCUUUACAUCAACACUCAAUAUUGGAAGAGAGGGGAGCACCACCAAGAAGUCUCUAGGGAAAGUUAAUGUAACUAACCCAACCUCUUGGAAAGGCUAAAAAUAAAAGGAUGACAAAACAUGCCAAGAAAAUGGAAAUUGAAAGAAAGCAGGUUAAAUUUAAGGCAAAAUAAGCCGAAAAGCAGCACUUCCCAGUGGUUAUGGGUAAAAUUCUCAGCAGCUAUCAAAUAUAUGAAGGGAUGUCCCACUUUACUCAUAUUACAAGAAAUGAAAAUUAAAACUGUGACAAAAUUUUACUUUAUUUAUUAGAUUGGAAACAAGCAAACAACUAAAAAGUUCCAUGAGACAAUUGUAUAGAUUGAGAGUGGGGGUAUAAUUUGUAAAAUCUCUUAACAGUCAGUUUGAAUAUUUCCAUCCAAAUGUAAAUGCACAUACUUCUUAACCCAGAAAUUCUACUUCUAGGAUUUUUUUUUUCCUGUGGAUUUACCUGCACAUUUUGAAUGACUUGUGCUUGAGGAUUUUCCAUAUUUGUAACUCCCUUCUUUGAAAAAAACUUGGCUCUCAUCACAUAAUCACUUCUUUACUCAGUCCCUCUGUAUGAGCCACCUGCCUUUCCAGCCACCACUGCUGACAAGCACCCUUUACCCUACUCAGGCUUUGACCUGAGGCCUUGUACCAGGCUGCCACUGUCACCUACUGCAGGGUCUCCUUCACCCCUCAUGGGCUCUGACACCCCAUGCCCAUCUACCUUGGCAGAUGCCUGCCUCAUCCUGUCCAGGUUCCAGCACCCUGCACAGAGCCACCCUGUGAUACAGAUGCUGGUUUACCCCGCUUGGACUCUGACACCCUGUUCCAGUCAACACUGCUGCUGCCAUCAUCACCACCUCAUGCCGCCCACAUUGGAAACCCUCCUCACUCCACUCUGGCUGCAACAUCCUGCACCAGGCCGCCUCCAUAUAUGAACACCUGCUUCACUCAGCCCCACCUAAUGGCUUUUGCACUAAAUCAUUCUGUAGAGAGGGAAGAAGAAAUAAAAGAAGUAGUGAAAGCAGAAGAGAAAAACAGGAGACUUGAUUUUCACUAUUUAUCAAUUUAAUUUUAUACCAAAUUCUGGUAUUACCUAUUCAAAAGGCAAAUGAAUUUUAUUAGUAAUUAUAACUAUGAAACAUUGAUGGGAGUGGGCAGAGUAGUGUGGAUGAAUGAAUUUUUCCCCAGAGCAGAGAAUGAUGAAUUUUGCCUGAAGUUGAUAAAUAAGGAAAUAGAACCAAAUGCAUAAUUUAGAUCUUGGAGGUAACCGCUAGAACUAAAAUGAGAAAUUGCUAUAAAAGGUUGUCUUGGAAGAUGGUGGGUAUAGUAGGAAGGAGUAGGGAGAGGAGGAGCAGAUGAGUCUUACUCUGUGGGAGCUCUUCUGUACUCUCUGAUUUGUUUCUGCAACUAUAUAUUAAUUUGAUUGCUUUCCUUUUGUAGGUCUGCCUUUGCAUUUUUACUUUGAAAAAUUCUCUUCACUUAGAUCAGAUAUUCACUUAAAUCUUCAUUUAGUGCUAUGAUGUUUCAUACUCUUUCUACUUUAUCAAAUCUGUCUUUAUCUUAAAGUGAACAAAUCAUUAGAGUACUAUCCAAAACUUAAUGAAUGGUGGCUGUAAUUUGCUCACCUGGCCUAUUUUCAAUUCGGCAAAUGCCAGCUAGUAGUAGUACCGUUCGCCGUGUGUCAGAAAGAAACAUCUUCAUGUUUGUAAAUGUCAUUUUAGCAGAAGACAGACUUUGCAGAUUUUAGUGCUUUUAGUUAACUAGUCUUUCAGUAAACUUUUCUGAGCAGCAAGGAAAAAUAAUUGUUUUCGGGAAUCUUAGUGUUGGAUAAAUAGAUAUCAAUAAAUACACGGAUUUCUCAAAUGAAAAGGAUUUCUCCCAUAUGAAUUCCUUUCCUAAAGACAUUCCAAUACCUCAACUGGAGAUUGACUAUCAGUCCUAUAAUCUCCCAUGCUUAUAAAUGGACAUCGUGAGGGUGUCAUGUCAUGUUCAGAAGGGCGUGAGGUGAGAAGCAAGGAAGCAAAAAUAAUAAAUAUCAAUCCCAUCAGCACAUCCUUGAGUCUUGCUGCUGACGUCAAUGUCAUUUAUGAGUCUGGGUCUCUGGCACUGCCAGUUGCUUGUGCUGCCAAAAUGGUUAUAAAUCGUGAGAGGGUCCACACUGGUAGACAUGGUUUUGGCUGGGAUCAGGUUAAACUGUUUUCAAUCUGAUUUGCAUUUAUACAGUUUGGUGAUGCUUUUUGGCCCCAUGGCAGUUAAUUCUGUACAUUUUUCAGUGUCAGGCUAGUAGCAAUGAACUGGCAGCCACUAUCACAAAGCAGUAUGACGUAGUGACUGGUGUCACACUUCUCCAGCUCCUCUAAUAUUGAAUUCUUAGGAGGUUCAUACACUUUUCCAGCCAGGCAGUAAUGGGAAAUAACAUUAUAAAUAAUUGGCUUGUUUGAUUUGCUGGUGGGCUGUUUAAAGAACUUGGAAUCUGUGUACCACACAGUCAAGCAAGGGAAGAUGCUACAAAUGCCAUUUCCCAGUUUCUGUCCAUGCUCCUCCCAGAGUUAAGGCUUACUACAGGCAAGGCUUCCAAUGACUCAUCUCCUGGGAAGACACGAUCCCUGAAUGAAUGCUCUGGGGUUUGGCGCGCGGCAGAGGCCAAGGACAGCCUGGAGCCCAACUAGGCCUGGCUCAAGUUGUCCGGGAUUGAGGAGCACUUGGUUUCCAAAUCACUACAUGACUCUUCUGAUCCAUUAACUUUGGCAUAUUUUUUAUAUUUAAAUAUUUAAUUCAUCUUGAAUUUAUUUGAUAUGUAAUGAUGAUUAUUU